This is a messenger RNA of Trichoderma reesei QM6a, 2322 nucleotides long. RefSeq lists its product as uncharacterized. Lineage: Eukaryota; Fungi; Ascomycota; Sordariomycetes; Hypocreales; Hypocreaceae. The annotation marks the transcript as partial. The record is from RefSeq and is a predicted model, not a curated record. The transcript is spliced from 2 exons.
CAACAUCCUACAGCAGCCGAGGCGCGGCGGCGAUGGUCUCGUGGUCCAGCAGUGGGCCGUCGGGCUCUUUGUCUUCUUCGCGGCCAUGGAAGCAUAAGAGAGGAAGAAAACUACGACCUAUCGCUUCUCCAGGGCGCGGCCCCCAUGGGCACGUCAAGACCGGCGGCGCGCGGAGGGUACGAGGCCAUUCACGAGCAGGACGAGGACCUUGACGACGCCGUGCCUGCGUUCGACUUCACGGCAACCCUGGGCCCGAUGACGUCGCACGACAGCGCCUUCAUCAGGAAGCUGCAAGAGCAGGAAGCCAGGGGGAACCUCACCGGAGGCCUGGGCCAGGGGUUCAGAGCGGACAGUCAGGUCCGCAGCGGCGACCUCCUGUCGUCGCCCACCGCCGUCCAGCGCAGCCUCUCGCAGUCCCUCUCGCGCUCCUUCUCACGGCGGAACCCGAGCAAGCGGCUCAACCGCGCCGAGGCCCUGCGGCACGUGGGCCAGGACGAGGCCAACCGCCGCGGCGAGGUCAUCGAGGUCAUCGUGGAAGAGGAGCCUGUGGGCGCCGACCUGAGCAACAUCGAAGGGCCCAACAUUGCCUCUGGCGGAAUGCGCCAGUCGACGUACCCGGUCAAGGAGAAGGCGACGGCGAUGGCGACGACGAAGACGCAGACAUUCUUCCCGCAGCCCAACUGGAAGCCCUUCUCCAUGCGGUGGCCGUAUCUGACGUUGCUCAUCCUCGUCUCGCUGGCCCUGGCCGUCAUGCAGGAGGUGCUGUUCCAGAUGUACAGGCAGAAGCCGCUGGUCAAGUUCACGUCCCCGGACCAGGUGAAGCAGGGCGUCUACUUCGUCAUCAAGUUUGCGCCCACGCUGCUGGCCGUCAUCUACGGCGUCCUGUGGCAGUUUACCGACUUUGAGGUGCGGCGCCUCGAGGCCUUUUACCAGCUCUCCAAGGCGGAGGGCGCGACGGCCUCGGACUCCAUCAACAUCGACUACGCGACCAGCUUCAACUUCUUCCGGCCGUUCCGGGCCUUGAAAAAGGGCCACUACGCCGUGGCCGUGUCCUCCAUCGCCACCAUCCUGGCCGUGUCGCUGGUGCCGACGUUUGCCGCCGCCGCCGUGGUGCUCAGCCCGAGCCGAGCAGAGCGCAUGGCCAACCCGUCGGGCUACAAGACGCUCGGCUUCAGCCCCGUCUGGUCGCGGCUGCUGACGGCGACGCUCGGCGUCAUUGCCGUGCUGGGCUGCAUCCUGGCGUACCUGCUGCAGUCGCGCAAGUCGGGCCUCCUGUCCGACGUCCGGGGCAUCGCGGGCCUGGCCUCCAUGGCCGUGGUGAGCCACAUCCUCAUGGACUUCAAGGACAUGGACACGGCGCCGCACGGCGACAUCCACAACCGGCUCAAGUACAACCGCUACGUGCUGCGCAACUCGUCGCUCGCGCCCGACGACGCGAACCCGGUGACGUCCAAGGAGAAGCAGAGGUCCGAGGACAUUGACCUGCCGACGAACCCGCACCCGGUGCUGCUUCGCUCGGCGGGCAUCAUCUCCAUGAUUGUCGGGCUCUGCCUCUUCACCGGCUUCAUCCCCGUCUUCCUCUUCACGCCCGCCCCCGUCGUGACGGACAAGGCGCCCUGGGUCGUCACCGUGCUCGCCGUGCUCCUCAAGAUGGCCUGGGGCGGCAUGGAGACGGCGGUGCGCAUGAUGGAGCCCUACUACAUCCUCUCGCGGCGCCACGCCCCGGCCAACACGCUGCUCCUCGACUACACGGCGCUGCCCUUUGGCUACAUGCCCGUGCGGGCCCUGCUCAACGGCCACCUGCUCGUCUUCGCCGUCGGCUUCGGCAGCGUCAUGGCCGAGUUCCUCACCGUCCUCGUCGCCGGCCUGGCCACCGUCGACGGCCACGACUUUUUGCUCGUCUACAGCGACGAGGACAAGACGUGGGAGAUCAACUCGGGCACGGAGACGGUCAAGUCGUUUUACGUCUCCGUCGCCCUCUCGCUCUUCAUCCUGCUGUACAUGAUCUGCGUCGCCCUCGUCGUCUUCUUCCGCCGGCGGCACCCCUUCUUGCCGCGCCAGCCCAACACCAUCGCCUCCGUGCUGGCCUACAUCCACCAGAGCAAGAUGCUCUACGACUUUGUGGGCACCGAGAAGUUCUCGUCGGCGCAGGUCCGGCAGCGGCUGGGCGAGGACAAGACGUACGGGCUGGGGUGGUUCGUCGGCAGGGACGGGCAGAAGCACUGCGGCGUGGAUCAGGAGGAGCUAAUUUGCAAUUACAAGCAUGGCAUCAGCUUGCGGCAGGGGACGCAGCCGUGGAAUAUCCAGUGGGAUGUUUUGUAA